Messenger RNA from Haemonchus placei, 1143 nucleotides. NCBI's taxonomy places the organism in Eukaryota, Metazoa, Nematoda, Chromadorea, Rhabditida, Trichostrongylidae. The record is from the annotation of a GenBank genome assembly.
AUGGAAACAAAGUUUCUUCCUUUUCCCGAAUCUAAAGAGAUUCUAAUUAUUCGUGAGAGCCCUUCGAUUUCCAGUGAGUGUGCAGCUGAGUUGUCGGCUGCGAUCCACACCUGUUUGAUUAAUGCUUAUGGUCGCCUGCAGUUUAUAGAAGAAAACAAAGUGGUUUGCCUACCGAAAUUGCUAUCAGAAACAUCGAUAAAAAGCGGUCAUUCUAUAGAACUUUCAUGUGCGGACGUGUCCCCUCUAAACCCUGGAGGAAGUUCAGCAGUAUUAGCUACCUGCUGGGUUGAACUUAAUGAGCACUUCUGUCCUUGUCGAUAUUUCGGUGCUAUGUUCAGAAUCUCACCAACCCUUCACAUCGAAAUGACUAGUAAGGUUGAAACCUCAGCCCCGGUUGCGUGUUGUACCUUGGUUGAAAAGGUCACUGGUGGAGCAGAACAUAGGUACUGGAUAAAUUAUGAGUCUGGGAAGUGUGUAACUAUAUAUGAACUAAAGCAAGCCUCUGACGAAGUUGUCAUCUUGGAGGACCCCUCAAGUGUAUUUCCUGAAAUAACUUUGGAUGAUUUCCCAGGCACUGUAAUACGAUCGACGAGCGCCUCCUCAGAGAAACUUGAAUGGAGUGCUGUAGGCUUUGAUACAGGCCGCGUCUUCAUUUCUGUGUUCAUUAAGGAUACUAGAAAAGUUAAGAGGAAGCAAAUAAAAUUUUCCGGACCAAUAUCCGUUGUUGAGUUCGUACCGUACCUGGCUUUUCGCACACCAAGAAUCAGUGAAUGUGAAGGGUCUGAUCCGUUACCAUGUUAUGAGGAACGGUUUCUGGUAGUAUCUUCCACCCUCGGCCCUGUCGCCAUUUGGAGAUGUGUCUAUGAGAAUGACGAGCUGAGCUGGAACAAUGAGUUCGUCUUGUCACAAUCCGAACAGUUUGAUACGAUUACUUCAGCCUGCAUUAUUAAUGGCAAUAUAGCCAUUGGAACGUACUGCGGGAAAAUUCUGUUCUAUUCGUCUCCUUACGAUCUCCUUUGCCAUGAAAUUGCAUCAAUGACUCAAAUUCAUGCUCCGAUUGUGAAUAUGAAGGUCUUGGAUCACAAAACCUUAUGUGUACUUUCAACCGCUGGUCUACACACCGUCACUCGUUCAGAGACUUAG